AUGGCGUCCCAAGGCAUGUCGUGGGAAGCUCCCGCACAACAGCAGCGCUACGCCGCUGUGCCCGGCUUCAACAAUGGCCAGAGCGGCAACACGACACCAGGCUUCGACGAGAACCAUGUGUGGGUGGUGUAUACCGCUGCUGCCUCUUGUUUACUGGCAUUGCAUCGCACUGUCUGGGCGCCGAGGGCUGGGCAGACGCUGGGGUUGCGAUUCCAAGCAGGGAUACCUCUUGGCCUCAACUCUUUUGACGCGUCCUGGGCGCUGCGCAAUGGCUGUGCUGUGUUACCCCGCGUCCCCGUGCGCGCGCAGGCCUGCAGGCUAUUGCGGGGAGAAACCAGACUGCGCACGCAGACCGAAGGAUCUAUUCUGGUGGUGCACACCCACGGCGUGGUCGCGGGCCCUCCCGUUCUUAUUCUUCGUUUCGAACGUGUCCCUCCUACGUCUCUUCUUCUCUUUCUCUCCACACACACACACACACACUCCCUCUCUCUCCUUUACACUCCUUUGGACCACCCCCCACUCACACCUCCGCCAGAACUCGGCAGCAUCCCAAGCCGCGGACCCAACUACCAAGACCCCUUCACGGACCGCCCUUCCCCCCAGCCCUCCAACAACCUCCUCCCCUCUGAGCAAGGCUCCAUGUACUCCCAGGGUCGUCCCGAGCGCGGCGGCUACGGCCAGAUUGGCGCGGGUGCCGCUGCUGGCGGUGCUGCAGGCGCGGCUGGCUACGGAGCCUACGCCGCAGCCAACCAGAACCACGGUUUCAGCGGCGACCGCGGCGAGGGCCAGACUGCGGACCAGCUUUGGGGUAUGGACGGCGGCAAGAUUAACGAGGGCCACACCGGCCUUCGUGCCAACUACGGCGACGGCUACGGCGGCACCUCGAGCGGCAAGGGCUACGACGGCGCGGGUGCCAGCGGCAGCAGCAAGAAGAAGUGGUGGAUCGGCGGUGGUAUCCUCCUCCUGCUCAUUGCCAUUGGUGUCGGUGUCGGUGUCGGUGUGAGCGUCGGCAAGAAGAGCAGCUCGUCGUCGUCGUCGGCCGACUCGUCGUCGAAUUCUACCAACGGAACCACGUCAAGCUCGUCCGACCCUUCCGACUUCACCAAGGACUCUAGGUUCCACAACGUAUUCUACGGCAUGGCUUACACCCCGGUUGGUGGUAUCCCUCCUUACUGUGGUGACAGCGACGCGAUGCUGGUGAACAUUACCAAGGACAUUCAGAUCCUCUCGCAGCUCACCACCCGUCUCCGUCUCUACUCGGCAAACUGCAACACCACUGCUCUCGUCAUGCAGGCUAUCCAGGACACCAAGGUCAACAUGACCAUCUACCCUGCCAUCUACGUCGACUCGAACGACACUGCGUUCGACGUCCAAGUCGCAGCCAUCACCGACGCCUUGAACACGUAUGGCGCCGACAUGGUCGAGGGUAUCGCCGUGGGCAACGAGUACAUUCUCAACGAGGCUGGCUCGGUGACUUCGGGUUCGACGUACACCACCGCCCUCACGUUCCUGGACAAGAAGAUUACCUCGUUCAACGAGACCCUCCUCAACAUGACCCUCAGCAAGCACAUUCCUGUCGGCACUGGUGACGCUGGUUCCGUCAUGUCCACCACCCUCGCCGAGGACGUCGACUACUUCAUGGCCAACGUGCACCCCUGGUUCGGCAACGUUACCAUUGAGGACGCCGCCGGCUGGACUUGGCUGUACUUUGAGACCAACGACGUUGCCCCCGCUGAGGCGUCCACCAACAAGCCCGCCACUUCCAUUGCUGAAACUGGCUGGCCCUCGGGCCACGGUGUCAAGGUCAACACCGAUGACGACCGUUCGACCGCCGACGCCACCGUUGAGAACCUCCAGUACUUCCUCGACACUUACGUCUGCGCCGCCAACACCAACGGCACCGCAUACUUCUACUUUGAGCCCUUUGACGAGGAGUGGAAGGACGUCGAGUACGGAGGUGUCGAGGGUUUCUGGGGUCUCUUCGACUCGGACCGCAACCUCAAGAACAUCACCAUCCCCACCUGCUCGUCGUAA
Apiotrichum porosum is the source of this 2034-nucleotide messenger RNA. RefSeq lists its product as uncharacterized. Bases 1 to 2034 code for a protein of 677 amino acids. Lineage: Eukaryota; Fungi; Basidiomycota; Tremellomycetes; Trichosporonales; Trichosporonaceae. Gene Ontology annotation, biological process: carbohydrate metabolic process. The transcript has 3 exons. Gene Ontology annotation, molecular function: hydrolase activity, hydrolyzing O-glycosyl compounds. The record is from RefSeq and is a predicted model, not a curated record.